AUGGCGAAGGUACGACGCGUCUACGACUCUGGUGAACUCGACAUGAAUUACAGCAAAGCUGCGUACGACGUUACUGCUCAACUCCGCUUUGAAAUCCACAAAGAUUUCAUUACAGCAGGAAAAGAAAGCGAAUGGGUAAAAAAUACCUUAGAAAAAGACUAUCUACAGAAACGUCAUGCAUUACAUCCACUUUGGCGAUGGCGAUGGAGUGUUACGUUUAUUUACCCAUGGACGCGAUUCUACACAGACAAGGAUUUCAAAGAUUUUAAGAAGAAUCGUAUGAUGAUGUCAUUCGAUAAAAAUGGGAAGCCUCACAUUACUGAGGACAGUAAUCUCAAGUAUCUAAAAGACCCUUACAAAACUGUAUGGAAGAUGAGUAUCUGA
Molecule: messenger RNA, 384 nt
Organism: Angiostrongylus costaricensis
Lineage: Eukaryota; Metazoa; Nematoda; Chromadorea; Rhabditida; Metastrongylidae
Source: the annotation of a GenBank genome assembly